Bipolaris victoriae FI3 is the source of this 2430-nucleotide messenger RNA. RefSeq lists its product as hypothetical. The record is from RefSeq and is a predicted model, not a curated record. NCBI's taxonomy places the organism in Eukaryota, Fungi, Ascomycota, Dothideomycetes, Pleosporales, Pleosporaceae. Gene Ontology annotation, cellular component: nucleus. The coding region runs from base 1 to 2430 and encodes 809 amino acids. The transcript has 5 exons.
AUGGCCCCCGACGCGGACGCGCUGACCAAAGCCGACGGUAGUGGCGGUGCCUUUAAUGAACCGCUGGUCCUAGACUUUGCAACCAUGCAAGAUGGCGCUGAGCCUAAUAGAACGAGUGCCCCUCUUUCACCCGUUAUUAGCUUGGACGAUCCCGGGCAUCGAGGAAGUUGGCACUCGGAGGAUGAUGACUUUGCUCCGGCACCACAAGUAGAGUUUGCAAGACGCGAGAUUCAUAUUCCCUUUCGAACUAGUUCGAGCACUCCCCAAGCCCAACAACAUCGCGUUGAGCUGCAAAGGCGACUAAGUCAAGAGCCAACUUCACCCAUCUGGCCUGCGACUCCAGAAAGGAACCGGUCGCGUGCUCAUAGUUAUUCACGUACGCCAGCGGCUACUCCAAAGCGUUCACAGACGCCGAAGAACCCUCAAACACCUAGAAAUCCUCAAACACCCGGGAAUCCCCAAACACCAGGCAACCCUCAAACGCCUGGCACUAAUCGAUUGUCUGGAUACUUUCAAACACCCCAAGCAAUGGAUUCUGAGCCACCAAAGAUGCGAAGUUCAGUCGAUUCGGUAAUCUCGUAUGAGUCUGCGGCACCUUCCUUUACGACGCAGCAGCUUGGGCCGUUGCAGCAAAAGGGUGGGACGCUGGAUGAGGGCGACAGACUUUCUCCCUUGAUGGAAGAUGACCCGCAUUCCUUCGAUCUGAUUUCAGCACCAGUGGAAAGUGGACGCCCCAUCUUCUCACUCGAGACCAGAUCCGACCAGCUGUUCUCGAAAGAGCAUUUGGAGGCCAUCUUCGCCGACACUUCAUCCUUGCUUCGAUUUACGACAUUCCUUAGCGCCUAUCGACCCAAGUCAGUCCCUACAUUGGUGUACUACCUAGAUGCACUAAAAGCGCUACGAGCUAUCAACUAUGCAAAUGCUGUCGCUGAAGCGCUAGAACCCAUCAAUGGCUUGGGUUUUACCGAGACUGGGGCGCGAACAACAGUCAACGCAAGUCUCGAGGAGAAGGCCAAGCAGGCUUUUGAUAUUUUAGUUCGUGACGAUUUGCCAGCAUUCAUCACGCAUGUAUUUGCUCAAGUUGCAAGCUCUAGUAUUGCGAAGAGAGUUACUGGCAACCUCCCUCCAAUGCUGCGUGAAGCUAGUGAGGGUUUGGCAGAGGUUUUCUGUUUGACAGACCCUUCGAGGGCUGACAACCCAAUCAUAUUUGCGUCUGAAGAAUUCCAUCGCACAACCCAGUAUGGCGUAAACUACGCUAUUGGCCGCAACUGUCGGUUCCUCCAAGGCCCCAAAACCAACCGUAACAGCGUCGCCCGUUUCGGAGCCUCCAUUCGUGAAGGCAAAGAUCAUAGUGAAGUCUUUCUGAACUACCGUCGUGACGGGUCUCCGUUUAUGAACCUUUUGAUGACAGCACCUUUGUGUGAUUCACGCGGAACCGUUCGUUAUUUUAUCGGCGCGCAAAUCGACGUGACUGGUCUUGUGAAAGACGGUACCGAACUCGAUGCGUUCCGCCGUAUGGUUGACCAGGAAGAAGGUGUGAUCGAAAAGGACGAGCCCAAAGACGAGUUCCAGGCAUUGUGUGAGAUGUUCAACAACACUGAGUUGGACACGGCACGCAGAUUUGGUGGCAACAUGCACAGAGAGCAUUUGGAGGAAAAGGAUGACGCCACUAUGCAGCACAAGCCUAGAGUGCUCAUUCAGGAUCGAUCGACUUUUGAUCUUGAUGGGCCAGAUAAGUCAGCCCCUUCACCUGACGGACGCCUUACUGGUCCGUACAAACAUUAUCUUAUCGUCCGUCCUGCGCCAUCUCUACGCAUUCUUUUCACAUCUCCUUCACUUCGCGUCCCUGGGAUACUUCAAUCUCGUUUCCUUGACCGAAUUGGUGGUAGUAACCGUGUUCGUGCUUCGCUCGGUGGUGCGCUCGCAGAUGGCUCGCGCGGCGUCACUGCAAAGAUCCGCUGGUUACCGCACCCAGUCGAGGAUCUGGAAGACGCAACGGAUGAGGGCCGACCUCGCUGGAUUCACUGCACUCCUCUCCUCGGUCAGAAUGGAUCUGUAGGCGUGUGGAUGGUAGUGCUGGUCGAUGAGAAGGACCAGGCGUAUUCAAAUCGUCGUUUCCGUCAGGCACCGCCAAUUCCUUCGGACAUCCGUAACAAUUCCCUUGCUGCCUCCACACAACCACGCGCCAAUACACGACUCAGCGAUUAUUCCGAAGACAACAUCUACCCCUCCCGUGGAGGUUCGCCUUUUGGCAAUGGUCGUGGUAACGGUGUAGCUCGUGUUUCCGCUAUGGAUAACUUGCGUGGACCAACGAGCCCUCACAGGGCGCAAAGCCCACUGAGUUAUGAGCAGCGUGCGAUGCGCUCAGGAGCAUCAUCGGUCAAGGACUACACCAAUGGUGCAGCCAGUGUUGACUCGUUCCGCAUCUAA